Ilyonectria robusta is the source of this 3474-nucleotide messenger RNA. Its product is annotated as P-loop containing nucleoside triphosphate hydrolase protein. The record is from RefSeq and is a predicted model, not a curated record. Gene Ontology annotation, cellular component: spindle microtubule; nucleus. NCBI's taxonomy places the organism in Eukaryota, Fungi, Ascomycota, Sordariomycetes, Hypocreales, Nectriaceae. The transcript has 3 exons. Bases 1 to 3474 code for a protein of 1157 amino acids. Gene Ontology annotation, molecular function: plus-end-directed microtubule motor activity; ATP binding; microtubule binding. Gene Ontology annotation, biological process: mitotic spindle assembly; microtubule-based movement.
AUGGGCUCGAGUCUUCGUUCCGGCACCGGCAGCCGUGCCAGUGUGAGGCAAGGCACGAGGAUGGUCUCAUCCAGGCACGCCUCCGCCAUGGCGACGCGCAUAGACCGCGCCGGCGCCGUGUCACCCGCCGCGUCCAUCGCUUCGACGAACACCAUCGGCGCAAAGCGCAAGGAGCGCGACUUCGACGCCGACGCUGGCGUCGAGGAGACGAACAUCAACGUCGUGGUGCGGUGUCGUGGCCGCAACGAACGUGAGGUUCGCGAGAACAGCAAUGUCGUCGUCAGGACCGACACCGUCAAGGGCAAGAAUGUCGAGCUUUCGAUGGGGCCCAACGCCAUCAGCAAUCGCUCGUACAACUUCGACCGCGUCUUCUCCCAGGCCGCCGACCAGAACAUGGUUUUUGACGAUACGGUCAAGCCAAUACUAGAUGAGAUGCUUGCUGGAUACAACUGCACAAUCUUCGCCUACGGCCAGACGGGCACGGGAAAGACGUACACCAUGUCCGGUGACAUGACCGAUACUCUGGGACUUCUGUCCGACGACGCUGGUAUCAUCCCCCGCGUGUUAUACCAGUUGUUCAACAAGCUCGAGCUUGAGGACGCCGAGAGCACCAUCAAGUGCUCAUUCAUCGAGCUCUACAACGAGGAGCUCCGAGAUUUGCUUUCCGUCGACGAGGGUGCCAAGCUAAAGAUAUACGACGACACAUCACGACGCGGCCACUCCAGCACCGUCGUGCAGGGCAUGGAGGAAAAGCAUAUCAAGAACGCUACCGAAGGCAUCAAGGUGCUCCAGGAAGGUAGCUUGAAGCGUCAGGUUGCAGCGACCAAGUGCAAUGACCUCAGUUCCCGUUCACACACCGUAUUCACAAUCACCACCUACGUCAAGAAGCCAAAUGAGAACGGUGUUGAGGCCCUCGUCAGCGCCGGCAAGCUGAACCUAGUCGAUCUGGCUGGCAGCGAGAACAUUCAACGGUCUGGAGCUGAGAACAAGCGCGCCGCCGAGGCAGGUCUUAUCAACAAGUCCCUGCUAACACUUGGGCGAGUCAUCAACGCCCUCGUCGACAAAAGCGCCCACAUCCCGUACCGAGAGUCCAAGUUGACCCGCCUACUCCAAGACUCCCUUGGUGGUAGAACCAAAACGUGCAUCAUCGCCACCAUUUCUCCCGCCAAAAGCAACCUAGAAGAGACCAUUUCCACCCUAGAUUAUGCAUUCCGAGCCAAGAACAUUCGAAACAAGCCCCAGCUCAAUCCAAUGCUGGAGAAAAAGACACUGUUACGAGACUUCACCAUGGAGAUUGAAAAACUAAAGAGCGAAUUGAUUUCAACCCGCCAGCGAAACGGCGUCUAUCUGUCGAACGAGGUUUACGAGGAGAUGACGGCCCAGACUGAGUCUCGUCGCAUCGUUACUGAGGAGCAAGCGGCCAAGAUUGAGACCCUGGAGAGCAACCUGCGCAACAAAGUUCAGGAGCUCUUCAAUCUUGUAUCAACUUUUAUGGACAUGAAGAAGGACCACGAAUGCACCAAAGCUCAGCUCGACGAUACGAAAGAGGUUCUGGACCAGACUGAGAUUGUCUUGUCAGCAACUCGUAAGACCUUGGCCGAGGAGACACGGCUGAGAAAGGCGCAUCAGAAGACGGAGGCAAAGCUAACAGAGAUUGGCGGUCAACUCAUCAACAAGCUCCAGAAGACGGUUCAAGAUGUCGGCGGCUUGCACGCGAAAAACAAGCGCAAGUCAGAUCUGCAGUCCCUGAACCGAGCUACUUGGGGCACAUCUCAAGACCAGGUUGCCGACGUGACGUCCAUGGUGGAACGAAGGGUUCAAGAGUUCCAGCAGGAGCAGGAGGAACACAUCGCCAACGUGUCUGCGCGGAUGGAGAAUUUUGUUGACGAGGAGCUAAGCAAGCUUUCUUCAACACAAACCUUCCUUGAUGAACACCUCAAUAUCUUUGUCGAGUCUAAGAAACAACUGCUUGAUGAGAAGCAAAAGUCGAAGGACGAAAUGGACGAGUUCCUAGAGGAGAUCAAAGAGGUGCGCGACAAUGUCAAGGAGCGGAUGGGCGAGAGCCUGCAGGCCAUCUCUCACUCUGCAGAGAGGAUAGCUGCCGAUAUGUUGAGCGAGAUGACAGCCUUUCACGGCCAGCUUCACACCUCAUACAGCUCACUCGGUAAGGACUGCAAGGUGGUGUUUGAGGAUCUCAUCAAGCAGAUCACUGUCCAGCGCACCGAGUCAGACAAUCUCAGACGCCAACUGCAGGCCGCGACGAACACCAUUGUGCUACAAAACGCCACCAUCUCCACUCGUAUCCAGGAGGCCCUACAAGAGGAGCGUCGGCAGGCAGUUGAGGAACGACAGAAGCUCGUGACCCAAAUCGCAGGCCUGAUCAACACCCAUGCUGUGACCCAAGAGACUCGCCUUGUCGAACAGGCAACUCUAAUCCAGAAGAGCGUGGCCGAGUCCAACAUUUCCCUUGAGGGGGCCGUGGCUCAGUAUGACCAGGGUAUGGAGGAUUGGGAUCAGAAGGAGGGCGAGCUGCUAGACGAGUUCAAGAAGUCUCGUGACCAACUCAAGACGAAGCUCAAGGACGACUGGACGGCAGCCAGCGAGCACAGCACCUCGAUCCAGACCACGGCCAAGUCGGUCCAUGCGGAGACGGUUCGCGCUGUGGACGAGCAGAUCAAGGAUCUGGAUGUCCAGAUGGAAGCCCUUGACGACUUCGUCACUCGUGCCAAGUCGGAGAACGCACACCACCACGAGACUCACACGCAAUCAGCCCAGGCCCUGUCCACCACGGUUGAGGAGUCGUUUGACAACAUUUCAGCCCACUUCAAGUCGACAUUUGAGCGCGUCAAGAACCUGGGCGAGGAGAUGGACGCAGACCUCGGCGAUCUUGAAGGCCAGCUGGAGCCCCUUGGCGACCAACUCUGCCAACCACUCUCUAAUCUCCGUGAACACAUGGCAAGCACAGCUCUCCAAGAGUACCAAUCCACAGGUCAAACGCCAGCCAAGGUGCAAUAUCACUACCCCACCGAUCUCCCUCGCACCGAAGAUCACGACCUCAUCAUUGCGCGUGUCGAUGACCCGCCCACGCCGACGAGAGAUCCCGACAGCUUCGACAAGGAUACAACUAUCGUCUUCGCCGAUCUCGACUGCCCUCAGAAGAUGAUGACGUCGCCGCCGCGUGCGCCGCCUCGCACUUCCAUCGUGAGUGCCCCGGACCACGGCCACAGCCUGCUCGGUAUGAGCCUCCGCGAGGUUAACCCCAACCUGACGACGGGAUGCAUCGGCUUCGAUCCUCGCGCCAGUAUCAUAUCCAUGCCGGCUGAGCGCACGAUGCCGCUAUUCAAGCGCAGCACCCGUGCCACACGCAGUACCAGGAAACAGGCUAGCAGCGUCAUCGUCGAGGGCAGCGAGAACCUCCCGCUGGCGGAUUUUUCGCGAAGUGUUUCCAGGAGGAAGAGCCCGAGGCUUAACUAG